CCUAUUAUCCGAUUAAUCACCUUUUCCAUUUCCUCAACUUUUCACCACUAUCCCUAUUAUUUCAUAUUUCAUGUCUCUCUCUUCAUCUUCACCUUCUUCUCUCGCCGUCUCUCUUCAUCUUCACCUCCCCUAACCCUAGCCGCCACUACAAUCCCUUCUUCCUUCCAUACAAACUCUUCUCCAUUCUCUCAUAUUUUGCACGAAAAAUACAUAAAUCGCGGUUUGGUGUCGUUGUUGUGUGAACCAAGAUUUUUUGGCAGCUUCAUCUUCAACCCAUUCAACCCAUUUUCACUCAUGAAAAGUACCCUUUCUUAACCACAACAUCUAAACAAACCUGGAAAUUGGUUUGGUGUUCGAUUUGAAUCUGAAGUAGAGAUCGAUUCGUGACUUCGGCAUAAGGAGAGAGGGGAGAUGAACUUCAGUGGUUCACACAACGUGAAACAUCCCCAAACUCUGUGUUGCAGAUCUGUGUUGCGGAUAUGUUGCAGAUAUGUGUUGCCCUUACGUUGUUGUUGCGUGUUGGGUUUGUUGGUGGGUCAUAUGUUGUUGUUAUGUGUUGCUCUUCUGUUAUUCUAUGUUUCUUAGAAAAUUCUUGGUGGGCUUGUGACAUUUUGACGACUAAGUUCUUGGGUUGAUAACAAAUGGUCUAUUAAUUGUAAUUGAGAGAAAAAGUUCUGAGUUAUUGCAUAUAUCACUUAGACUGAUAAGGUCAUCACUUAUGGCUACUCUGUAUGGAUUUUGAGUCGGUGGAUGUGUUUUCGGAAAGUCUAACCAAAUUGCCUUGGGUAUGCACUUGCAGUAUGCUGGAACAUCUUGGGAUGAGCUCAAGCACAUAAGACAGGCGGUUGGAUUCUUGGUAAAUGUUUCCUGUUUCAUAAUAUGGCACCAUUUAUCUUACUGAUGUUUCAAAAUAUUGAUAAUUAACGUGGUUUACUAUGCAUUAUGUUAUGCUUCCACUUAUUGUAAUUACUUAGAAUCUGAAAAUUUUCUCAAUUAGGUUUUAUCAUAAGAUAAAUCUUGUCUAAAUACUCAUGUGGCUUUGCGUUGUGCUUCACUUAAAUCUUUUUAACCGUCAAAAUGAAUCUCUUAAUGGUUUUAGGAGAAAGAGCAUGCUCAAAUGAUUUUCCAUAAGAUCUGUUUGAUUAUAUUUUGGCUAUCAGUGAUUAAGCUUUCAUUUAAAAUUUGGGUUGAGUUUAACUCAAUUUUAUAAAUCUGCCUUGUGAGUAGCAUUGUUAGGAUUCACUAUUUCUUUUUUCCUUCUGAAGAGCUGAAUCUUGCUGGUUAGCAAAUAUCACUAUUUCUUGUAUUAGGUUAUUAGUGGACUUGAAAAAGUAAAUGCGGUAUCAACAACGAUCUUUUGGAGUCCUUAUAAAUGGUUGAACCAUGCUUUUGAAUACAAGUUAUGAAGGUUGUGGAGUUAGGAAUGCAGGUUAUGGAGUUAGUAAUACACAUUUAACAAUUAAAUGACUCACAUUAUAGAGACUCACAACUUUCUUUGUUUUAUCCUCAUUAGUUUAGUGCUCAAUUCACUGCAGUCAUUUAAAAUGAAAACAAUGCUCAAUUCACUGCAUAGAAUUCGCGACAUUAGAACUGGCUCACUUGAAUUCUGUAGCUUAAUUAGUGACACACAUGUAUUUCUAUCCCUGCAACUUCUUCAAGAGCCUGGCUCAUAUGUUGGUGAAGUUGUCAAAGCUAUCGACAAGAACAAAGUGUUGGUCAAGCAGGUCUGCAUUGGAUCAAGCAGUUGUAGUGUUAACACAUAUACAAAAAGGCUUUUCCCUGGCAGAGGAGAAAAUAUUUCAGAAGGCCGAGAUAUAGCGCCUGCACCGGUUCAGCCAUUCCAUCCGAAAAUAAAAAUAAGAAGAGGAGUAUUGGCGACAGAGUGUGCGGAUGUAAUGCAGCAAUUCUUUCAACUGAGAAGGAAAAAUAAGAAGGAAGAGGUACUAAAGGAACCCUCUUGCCUUCCUGUUACUCAUCACCAUCCUGCCAAGUUACUUAAUAAGAUACAUGACAUAAUUCAUGUAAUAUUUUGUCUCUAAUAGGCUAGCUAGGUUGACAUCAUAUUUUGGUGAAUAAUACAUCAAUCAUAUUUUGGUGAAUAAUACAUGAUGUGGAAUGUAAUUUCAA
This is a messenger RNA of Vicia villosa (hairy vetch), 2127 nucleotides long. RefSeq lists its product as uncharacterized. The record is from RefSeq and is a predicted model, not a curated record. The coding region runs from base 1464 to 2039 and encodes 191 amino acids. The transcript has 7 exons. Lineage: Eukaryota; Viridiplantae; Streptophyta; Magnoliopsida; Fabales; Fabaceae.